This is a messenger RNA of Centropristis striata (black sea bass), 1439 nucleotides long. Its product is annotated as kunitz-type protease inhibitor 1-like. Gene Ontology annotation, molecular function: serine-type endopeptidase inhibitor activity; protein binding. The transcript is spliced from 9 exons. Lineage: Eukaryota; Metazoa; Chordata; Actinopteri; Perciformes; Serranidae. The record is from RefSeq and is a predicted model, not a curated record. The coding region runs from base 223 to 1203 and encodes 326 amino acids.
UCCACUGAGCUGGGUCCCUAUUGGUCGCUGUGAUCUGAGAUAAUGAGAAUGUGACUCUGUGACAUCACAGCUGAGCGAGCCCCGCCCAUCGCCAUCGCAGGCCGUGAUGUCAUCAUCCAGCCUGGCGAGGAGGUGACGCUGAACGGGAUCCAGAGCCUGGCGCUGGGCGACGCCCACCUCACCAACUACCACUGGACCCAGCUGAGUGGAGGCCCCGCCCGUAUGCAGGAGACUGACCUACCUGACCAGGUGCGUCUGUCCGGCCUGUUGCCUGGCGACUACUACUUCUUCCAGCUGACCGUCACCGACUCCAACGACCAAUCACACGCCGCCAAGGUGGCGGUGCUGGUCCUCAGCCCCGAGCAGUCCAGCUUGUUCUGUCGUGCUCCCCUGAAGGUGGGUCCGUGCCGUGCGGCGUUCCCUCGCUGGCGCUACGACGCGGCGGCCGGCGUCUGUCAGCGGUUCGUGUUCGGAGGCUGCAAAGGAAACAAAAACAACUUCCUGUCUGAGGAGGAGUGUUUGUCCGCCUGCAAAGGAGUCACAGAGUCGUCGGUGAGGAUGAUCGCUGCUAGAGAGAUGUGUGGGCAGGUGUGUGGUCCUGGUCAGCUCACCUGUGGCAGCGGCUGCUGUCUGGACAGAAGUCUGGAGUGUGACGGCGUGGCGCAGUGUGAAGGCGCAGGAGACGAGGAGCACUGCAGCAAACUGAACGAGUCGUUCAGUCGGCUGCUGGAGAUCGAUGUGAACCAGAGGAAAGCGCGCUGUGCCGAGCCCCCCUCCACCGGGCCGUGCCGCGCCAGCAUGACCCGCUGGUACUACGACCCUCUGAACAGGAAGUGCUCCCGCUUCACCUACGGAGGCUGCGGAGGAAACGACAACAACUUCGAACAUGAAGAACCCUGCAGCGCCACCUGCCAAGGGGUCACCGAGAAGAAUGUGUUCUUUAAAGGUGUGUUCAAUCGUUACGGGACAGAAGACGAAAACGAAAGUGACGCAGGUGACAACUCAGGUAACGUAGCGCUGGCCGUGUGUCUGGCGGUGGCCAUCUUGGCUCUGCUGGCGGUGCUCGCCUACUGUUUCCUCAAGUCCAGGAAGGAGCGCUCCCAUAGGCCGGCGGCCCCAAGCCCCGCCCCCCUCGCCGCCGUCGCCAUGGCGCCGUCAGAGCAGGACACGCUGGUCUACUCGCCCACCACCAAGCCCGUCUGACGUCACCACGGCUGUUUGUUUGUUUGUUUGUUUGGGUUCCUAUAUUUAAUAGUUGUGUGUGUUCUGGGUCUCAGGUUGUUUGUUUGUUUUUACAUUAUAAUGUUUGUUUGGACGUCAACAGGAAGUUGUUUGUGUUGUUGUGAUCUCAGGGUGUUUUUAAUGUUUAUGACCUCAGUUUGAUAAUAAAGUCACAUGUAAACAACAACAGCUGGUUCUGUUUGUUCUCUCAACAAUAA